This is a messenger RNA of Nilaparvata lugens (brown planthopper), 4156 nucleotides long. It is a transcript of the gene mab-21, whose product is annotated as protein mab-21. The transcript has a single exon. Bases 833 to 1939 code for a protein of 368 amino acids. NCBI's taxonomy places the organism in Eukaryota, Metazoa, Arthropoda, Insecta, Hemiptera, Delphacidae. The record is from RefSeq and is a predicted model, not a curated record.
GUUCGAUAACUGCGUAAGCUGUUGGUUCGUGUCGUAUGUGACUCUCCUAGAAAUUACCGGUUAAACACGUCGGAAAGAAGUUUGUUUCGCGAGUUUCACGAUAAAAAACAUUGAAAAUCACCUGAAAAAUGUCGAAAAACAAGUUAAUUUCGUGAAUUUCCCUGCAAAAACCUUGUAAUCCAAGUUGGAUUCUAUCAGUGAAUACCGGGAGAAUCUUCAAACCAGUGAUUUUUAUGUGAGUGUCAAAUAAAACCCAGAUAAAAUACUCAGGAAACCUCAACAAGGAGCUCGUUACAUCAAUCAAUAACGGAUUAUUCAGUGUGUUAUCUUGUAUAUACGAUCUAACACCAGAUAACUUCACAAAACCACUUCAAGGUAUCACCAAUAAUACCUUGAAAUAUUCGCCUAAUACGGAUUUAUUACUGUGAAUCUUGUAUCUGCAAUAAACUACCACACUAACAACCUUCAAAUCACACCGGAAAGGUAUCAAAAUACCUUACAAACUCUAUACAAAAUCGGAUUUAUUUUGUGUGUGUUUCAGCCUAUAUCUACGAUAAACCUUCAGAUACACUUUGAGCCUUAACAGGAACCACCGUCAACAAAUACCUCACAAACUCUAUCUAUACAAAAUCGGGUCUAAUGUGUGUUUGGUUUAUCCAAUAUCUACGAUAAAUCAUCAGAUAUAGGCUACUUUGAACCUCAACAAGAAACUUACGUCAUCAAAACGGAUUCUUUCUUGUGUACCUUCUUGUUGUAUCCACAACAAAAAUUGAAUAAAUAAUUGAAUAAAACCUGAAAACUCCCUCAAGGUAUCCCCGAAUACCUUUCCAAAAUGCUGGUGCCAUCUGAUAUGAUGGCCGCCCAGUCCAAGAUGCUCUACCAACUCAACAAAUACUACGGCGAGCGUGUGCAAGUGCGCAAGAACACAAUCGCCAAAACAGUCCGCGAGGUUUGCAAGGUCGUACAAGAUGUCCUCCGCGAGGUGGAGGUCCAAGAACCUAGGUUCAUCUCGUCUCUCACCGAAUGCAACGGUAGAUUCGAGGGGCUUGACGUGAUAUCCCCGGUGGAGUUUGAGGUUGUGCUGUAUCUAAAUCAGAUGGGAGUGUUUAAUUUUGUCGAUGACGGGUCGUUGCCCGGUUGUGCCGUCCUGAAACUGUCCGACGGUCGCAAGAGAAGCAUGUCGUUGUGGGUGGAAUUCAUCACUGCGUCAGGCUACCUCAGCGCCCGGAAGAUUCGAUCAAGGUUUCAAACGUUAGUGGCACAGGCUUGCGACAAAUGCGCCUACCGUGACUCUGUGAAGAUGAUCGCCGACACCACAGAGGUGAAACUGAGGAUCCGGGAGCGGUAUGUGGUCCAGAUCACGCCCAGCUUCAAAUGCAGCGGAGUUUGGCCCAGAUCUGCAGCACACUGGCCUGCCCUGGCUCCAACUCCUGGCACAUGGCCUCACCCCAACAUGGUCAUCGAAGUCAAAACUGAAGGGUUCGAUCUGUUGAGCAAAGAAUGUGUGACUCUUCAAGGGAAACAAUCAGCGAUGGAAGGUGACGCCUGGGUGAUGUCCUUCACAGAAGUUGAAAGUCGUCUACUGUUGGGAGGCUGCAGAAAACGCUGUCUCAGCCUUUUGAAAACCCUCCGUGAUCGCCACUUGGAACUCCCAGGAAACCCCGUCACAAGCUACCACGUCAAAACCCUGCUCCUAUACGAAUGCGAGAAACACCCCAGGGAAGUUGAAUGGGAUGAAUCGUGUCUGGGAGAUCGCAUCAACGGAAUCCUGCUGCAACUCAUCUCCUGUCUCCAGUGCAGACGUUGCCCCCACUACUUCCUACCUCAUGUGGACCUCUUCAAGGGAAAAUCCCCAAGCGCCCUGGAGAACGCCGCAAAGCAGGUGUGGAGACUCACAAGGGAACUGUUAACCAAUAGUCGGGCUUUGGACAAACUUUAAGUGCAAGCAAACGGUUCUGUGAUUUAAAAAUGAUUACUAAUCAAAAGCUGUAAAUAAAUCCAAAUUUCUUGUAUACAGUGAUCAUGUAUAUGUGGAAAAAUUGGAUCUACAUCGAUGCUGUAAAUAAAUCAAAAUUUCAUGUAUACUGUGAUCAUAUAUAUGUGGAAAGAUUACACCUACAUCGAUGCUGUAAAUAAAUCAAAAUUUCAUAGUAUCCUGUGAUCGUAUGUGAAUAGAUUAGACCCACUUCGAUGUUUAAUCAAAAGCUGUGAAUACAUAAAAAAAUCUGGAAUUUAGUCAUGAUUGAAAUUAAACAAGCUAUUGUGCAACUUGGCUCAAGUCCUACAACGAUGCCCAAUCAAAAGCUGUGAAUAGAAUUAAAUUUCAUCUGAAUCUUUCGGAAUAAUUGAAUCGAGAUUGUCAACAAAUUACCAUGCUUAGUACAAGAUUUUAGAAAAAUACUGUGUCCAAACAUUCAGCUACUACGAUUUCAUAAGAUUUCAAUAGUUGAAAAUAGUGAACAGUCUAUUAUCAAUGGUUUUAAAUACAAGUACCUAUACUCAAUGGCUAUAAACGUAACUUUUUCAUUGAUCGGAGCUAGGAAAUACAUAAAAAAAUUGCAUUAAAUCAUGAACUCUACAUAACCUCUGGACUGUUCAUUUCAAAUUAAGGCAGUAAACAGAUUUGGGUACAUUUUGCUGUAAAUAAAUUAAACUUUCAUUGAUGUGUAGAGCUAGUAUUUUCAAUGAAACGCUUUCAACAGAUGACUACCUCUUGAAUGGUUUAUUCUAUAUGUGAUAGAUAGAAUUUAACUUGUUGGAGUAACGAAGCAGUAAGAAAACUGAAACAACUUCAAUCAUAAACUGUAAAUUUAAUAAACCCACAUUAUCUCAUCAAUAUCAUUUCUUCAUUUCACGCUCACAAAUUAAGGAUCGGAAACUGAUUAUAUGUAAAAAACUUGACAUCAAAUUGUAGGCCCUAUUCCAUGAAUGCAAAACUGAACUGCAGAUGAAAUACACACGAAAUAUGCCAGUAAAAAUGCAAUUAAAUCAAUGAAGUAAGAUUCAACCUUUGGAGUAAAUUAUUCUUGAUAGUAGUGUAACUCCAUGAUAAAAACAUUCAAAACACCACACCCCAAUACUUCAGAAGUUAGAAACACUACCUUAUAGCCUAAUGCUCGUAUUGUAAAUAUAAACGUAUCCCAUAAAUAGAAUAUGAUUAGGUACCCAAAAUUAUUGAAGAUUCAAAUAAAAUAAUAAUAUCAAGUGACCUGGCUGGCUCAGGUCUCAAAAUCUCUCAAGAUUCACAAUUUCACCACGGACUACAAAAUUCUUAAGGAAGUAUGUGAUCAAGCUACUCAUAAAAUGACUGUGUCCAACAGCCUGUAAAUACAUAUAAAUAUCCCAUCGAUUAAAAUUUGUCUAAACAUCGUACUAAGUGACUGUAAAUAUUUAGAAAAUGUUAAUAGACUUUAUUAACUAGCUUUAUGUGUUGCUCCUCUAGAAAUGCUGUAAAUAUCGUUCAGAAAGCUUUACUGUAAAAAUAGUCUUUCAUAUAAACUUGUAAACUGUUUACAGUUUAGUUUCAACCUGAAAUUUAUAGGCUAUAAUAUUUUCUAGAAAAUUAUAGGAAGAGAUUAAUUUUUAAAUUUUCAAAAUAGAUUACUCAAGAAGACUUGAAUUUGGUGAACAUGUUUCAAUUAUUCAAUUUCCACACAAAAUUUACUCUACUGAGGAUUUUGAGGAUACGUUAUAUAUUAGCCUACGCUUAUUCAUUUCAUUUUUUAAGGAAAAAUCGUGAAUGAAUGAAAAUUUGAAUGACAGUAUGAGGUAAUUCAGUCUAUUUAGUUCAGUUAAUCAUUCAUCAACACCCAAAUUCAUCGAAAUGAAUGAAGAUUCACCUCCAUCUUAACUGUGAUACCAUCAUCAGUGACUUAAUUGUGAUACGAACAAAGUUUCAUGAAUAUUUUAAGCAUCAAUAAGUGAAUAUACCGAAACUCGAUUGUGUUCCUGUUAUACGAUUACAGUUAUUUUUGUAAAUAUGAACAAAUUUUGGAUAAUUUUAUGUGAGACUACGAUUUAUAGACGGUAAACGGACUGAUCUAAACAAAAAUGUUUGAUUUAUGUAUUCUAUGUGUAAGAAUAUUGAUUUCAUCAGGUGCUAAGUCAUAAUUUAUUUAUUGAUCUAUUAGCUGAAUAAAGAGAGCGUAAUUUAUAG